Messenger RNA from Prunus armeniaca (apricot), 1725 nucleotides. The record is from the annotation of a GenBank genome assembly. Lineage: Eukaryota; Viridiplantae; Streptophyta; Magnoliopsida; Rosales; Rosaceae.
AUGGAUCGUUUGGUAUAUGAGGCGGCAACAUCCGGCGAUGUGGGUUUGUUCAGAAGGAUUAAAGAUGGUUAUGAAUUACCAGAUGUUCUUUAUAAGAAAACACCCAAAGACAACAAUGUUCUUCACAUUGCAGCUGAAUUCAAGCAAAUAAAAUUCUUCAAUGACAUCCCACUUGAAUAUGGAUCUUCACUGUUUUGGGCGACCAACAAGAAGGGUGACACUCCACUGCACGUUGCUGCCAAAGUAGGAUGUGUUGAAGUAGUUGAGUUCCUCAUUGAACAUGCAAGGAUAACGCCUCAUCACAUGGAAAGAGGUGACGAGGAGAGCGGACCAGCUGAUGGUGAAUCUCAAAACAAGUUACUCCAAGUGAAAAACUCGGAUAACGACACAACAUUGCAUCUUGCUGUUCGAUACAAUCACGAUGAAGUUGUGAUUCGGUUAAUGGAAGCCGAUCCUCAAUUGUGUUGUUUCACUAAUAACGCAAAUGAGUCGCCCUUGUUCCUAGCUGUUAGAAAAGGCACUCCAAGCAUUGUUCAUAGUAUUCUAAAGGCGUACGAGUCUGGCGUUUCUCCUUCUUUCUGGGGGACUAAUGGAGUGACAGCUUUGCAUGCUGCAGUGACUCAAGAACAACUGAAAGGCAAAGGCGUUGUCGAGAUUAUGGUGUCCAAAAACCGUGACCUAAUCAAAGAAGUUGAUGCUAUUGGAUGGACUGCCUUGCACUACGCAGCAUUCACAGGCAACGUUGAAGCUACUCAACUACUGAUGGAAUCUGAUAGUUCUGCUUCUUAUAUCAUGGACUUAUCAUCAAAAAUUCAAACGGUUCUUCAUUCUGCAAUUUUAGGUGGACAAGGCAAGGUGGUUAAGUACAUAUUAAGGACGCCUAAACUUACGGGACUUAUUAAUGAAGCUGAUGAAGACGGAAACACUCCUUUGCAUAUCUCUGUUAAGUACAAGAAAGUUGAAAUUAUCUCCAUUUUGACGGCCGACCAUAGAGUGGACAAGGAUGCGGUCAAUAAAAAGUUCUCAAAAGCCAUUGAUAUUUUUCUUGGUCAAAAUAGUGAAGAACAGGGAACUAUUGACAGUCCGGUUUUGCACCAGUUGGGGUCCUGCGUAGGUGGUCCAUUUUUCCAACAAAAAAUCAGCCAUGAUUUCAACAAACCGGAAACUUCAGAGAAGGAUACGCCCGGCACAUCGGCCAUUGAACACAAGAAGCGAAGCCCGCAAUCUACUUCCAAUCAGGCCUUGAAAAGACGAGAUACCAAACUAGUGGUGACGACGCUUAUCGCAACCGUCACUUUUGCAGCAGCUUUAACUCCUCCGGGUGGAUUUAAAAGCGACGGAAAUCCAGUUCUAUCGGAAGAUACAUUUUUCAAAGCAUUUCAGUUUUUCAACCAGGUAACCUUUAUACUCGCAAUUAUUGCAAUCUAUAACGAAUCAAAUCCAAUACGUAUCUCGUCAAUCGAAAUAGCCACACCUGAAAAUCUCAUUCAGUAUUCCAUCGGAGGGAUGCUGGUAGCAUUUUUCUCGGCCACGAUAGCAGUGACGCCCAAACGCCUCAGAAUGCUUACACUUAGAAAAAACCCCUUUACUGGUCAACCUCCGUUUGAUACUGUUCUCAAAGUAAUUGGUUGGCUCGGGUUGGCACUUGUUUCGGUGCACGUGAUUUGGACUACAUAUCGAAAAUGGAGAAACAACCGCUCAGGCUGUAAACCGUGUAACUUAUAA